Molecule: messenger RNA, 3082 nt
Organism: Hippocampus zosterae (dwarf seahorse)
Lineage: Eukaryota; Metazoa; Chordata; Actinopteri; Syngnathiformes; Syngnathidae
Gene: s1pr5a
Product: sphingosine-1-phosphate receptor 5a
Exons: 2
Coding region: 485-1690 (401 amino acids)
Biological process (GO): G protein-coupled receptor signaling pathway
Cellular component (GO): membrane
Molecular function (GO): sphingosine-1-phosphate receptor activity
Source: RefSeq, a predicted model, not a curated record
GAUGUGAUGGCGUCAUUCUUGCCCGGCUUCCACUUCGCCUGAGGCCAAACUCAAAAACAACUCGUACAAGGGUCAAGGCGGGGAAGGAGAGGGACGAGCGAAGCGCGGAACAGCCCAUUCAGCGCGGACUGCUGGCCGGGGUCGCGUCAUUCCCACUCGCGUCGCUGUCGUGCGAGGACCUCGUCGCAAUCUUCCUCCGCUGCUACUUUUUUUCCCUUUUUCCUGCCCGAUUUGUACAGACUGGCUCGCGUCGCCCCCUUGUGUCCAGUCCAGGAACUGAAAGAUGUGAUCCAAGCCCAAAGCGCAGGAAAUCCUUUGUGACGGCAUCAAAAGGAAACACUCGCGUGCCACUUUUCCCUCAAGCGUUUUAAAAUUCUUUCCAAAGAGGAACGCAAUGUACCGCCAGAGGACUCGCCGACUCCGCAUCUGAGGAUUUAAUAUCGAGAACUUGAGCUCAACGGGCCUCGAAGUAAGAGCGGCGGCCAUGUCGACGGACUCGUUCCACGCCGACUACGGCGUAGCGGCUCCAUCCGAGAUGGGCGUCUCCACGUCGGCGGGAAACCUGCUUCGGAUGUUUCGGGAGUACCAGAGUAACGCGGUCAUCCUGGAGCACUACAACUUCACAGGCAAGCUGAAAGAGAACAAAUACAAGGAAGGACUCAAGCCGGAGGCCAUCGCCUUUCUGCUGGUGUGCCUGCUCAUCGUGUUGGAAAACGCCGUGGUGCUGGUGGCCAUUUGGAAGAACAAAAAGUUCCACCUGCCCAUGUACUACCUCCUGGGCAACCUGACUCUCUCCGACCUGCUGGCGGGGUUCGCCUACAUGGUCAACCUGAUGACAUCCGGCGCCAAGACCUUGCACAUGACGCCAGCGUUGUGGUUCCUCCGGGAAGGGGGCGUGUUCAUCAUGCUGGCGGCGUCCGUCGUCAGCCUGCUGGCCAUCGCCAUCGAGCGCCACGUCACCAUGGUGAGGAUGAAGCCGUACCAGGGCGACAAGCAGGGCCGCAUGUUCGCUCUGAUCGGAGCCAGCUGGGUGCUGUCCGUGCUGCUGGGCGUCCUGCCCGUCCUGGGUUGGAACUGCAUGGGUCGCCUGGACCAGUGCUCCACCGUGCUGCCGCUCUACGCCAAGAGUUACAUUCUCUUCUGCGUCACCGUCUUCAUGGGCGUCCUCAUGUCCAUCGUGGUCCUCUACGUGCGCAUCUUCCGCAUCGUCAAGUCCAACACGCAGCGGCUGGGCUCGGGCCCGCAGAGGAAAGGCCUGUCGCGCAAGUCGCAGAAGUACAUGGCCCUGCUCAAGACCGUCACCAUCGUGCUGGGGGUCUUCAUCGCCUGCUGGCUGCCCCUCUUCAUCCUGCUCUUGCUCGACUUCUUCUGCCCGACCAAACGCUGCCACGUGCUCUUCAAGGCCGACUAUUUCCUGGGCAUCGCCAUGCUCAACUCCCUCCUCAAUCCCAUCAUCUACACGCUGACCAGCAAGGACAUGAGGAGGGCCAUCCUGCGGCUGCUCUGCAGUCGCUGCCUUCUCACCAAAGACGGGCAGGUGAAGAAGAUCGGCGUGCCCUUCCUGGAGUGCAGCACCAGCAGGACGGACGCCGCUUCUCACAGGCUGGAGGGGCUGGAGAACACCGUGUCUUCCGGCAAUUUGACACCUUCCACCAUCAAGGCCAUCUUGCCCAAACUGUCCAAGACUUGACGCGGACUUUGUAUGCGAGCGAGGGCGAGGACAAACAUGACCACUGACUGGGGGGGGUGGGGGGGGGGUGCACGUGAUCACCCCGAACCACGUCCAGAGUUACGGGAACGGGAUUGCACUCGAACGGGGGGGGGUAGGGGGGUUGGUGAAACAUACCUUUGAUUUUUGUCGCCGGUCUCUUACUGAAUGCAGUUGCGCAUCCCCGCCACCAGAGGCGACGGUGAAUUCAUAUUCACAAGGACGGAAUUCAAACGGUCGCCAUCGGGAAUUUUGGGAGCACUCCAGGCGGAGAUCGUCGCGCUUCUGGGCUGGUUGCACGGCUCAGCUCAGCUCAGCUCACCACAGUACGGUUUACGGCGACGGCGUUUCCGCUGCACUUCGUGCCGGCCUAUUGGCAAAAAACUGGAUCGGCUCGGUUAAUAGCAUGACAUCGCAUCCGCAAACAAAAAUGUGGCGUUUUCCCGUUCGUUUAUGACAUGGAGCUCUUUAUUGCAAGAACAGUUGACUUGUGUUCUUCCUUUUGUCACAUGAAUGGCGACUUAACUUUUUAGGCAGCACACCCUCAUAGAGGGAGGCAAAUUCCGGGAGCCCGAUUCCGCCGCCAGUAACGUAAUCCCGUUGUCAGCAACUGUUAACGCUUGAGAAAAGGUCCCGAAUGCCAUUUCAUCUCACCGCUGUUUACUUUUGAACAAAAACCGAAAUGGAAGAGUUCAACAUUGUGCAGAUGUUUCACAUAAAUUACAGCCAAUUACGCCGCCCAUCCAAGAGAGCGGAACCCAAAGCCGGAGCAUGAGAUUUACCCGUAUCUCCACGCCUCGUGUGGCAGAUAAUGAUACGUUGCUGCAAACUGGGAGCAUCCACACCCAAUCUUUGCAGCCAAAAACCAUCUCAAUUUGGUCAGGAGAAACGCAGGGUAGCGUAACCCCCCCCCCCCCCCCCCCUCCCUCCCCCUCCUCCUCGCCACAGCCGACGACAGAGACCGGGCAGCCUCUUGGUUGGGUUUCAGCUUUGGGGGUCCCUCAAAACGGCACAGCAGUAUUCUGUGGCCGAAGAGCCUUUCGAAUUUUGUUUGCGAAAAAAGUUCAAGUUCACGACUUAAAUGGACCGCCCCCCUCUCAACCGUCACCCCCCGCCCCCUUUGCAAAAGGACAUUAAUGUCCAACGCAACAACAAUCUGCACUGCAUUUCAUCGUAGCAACAGAUAUGUGAGCUUUUCUUUUUUCUUUUUUUUUAGCUUGCGGAUGUGUAAAGAGAAACCAUAUUUGGUGGUUCGAUCUUGUGUAAAUAUGUAGCUCGCCCUUGAGUUGAUCAUAACUGUUUUUAAUGUCAAUGUCCUAAGUUAUGUCCAUUUCUAUGUGUGCACUGAAUAAAGUAUUUGUAUUGAUAUUUGUA